Molecule: messenger RNA, 1047 nt
Organism: Bombus impatiens (common eastern bumble bee)
Lineage: Eukaryota; Metazoa; Arthropoda; Insecta; Hymenoptera; Apidae
Product: zinc finger C4H2 domain-containing protein
Exons: 5
Coding region: 275-1042 (255 amino acids)
Biological process (GO): positive regulation of neuron differentiation
Cellular component (GO): nucleus
Source: RefSeq, a predicted model, not a curated record
AUUGUAAUUUAUGGUAUGAAUUAUAUUCAUUGUGUUGAAUGUCAAUGAUAUUAGUUAAUUCUGGAAAAUACAUAAUUGCAAGUCCGACGAUUUCGUUCGUUUCUCAAUGAAAGUUCUGUGCAUAUAAGAUUCCUAUAAUUAUAUUUUAAAUAUCUCGCCCGUAAUGCCUUGACAAAAGGAAUUUGGCUUCUGAACUCGCUGCAUUUAUUUGAUAAACAAGCUAUCUUUCGUUUGACAGGCUUGUCUAAACAAAAGUAUCGGGAAACAUUUAACAAUGUCAGCCACCGAAACUACGGUCAUUUUCGCAAAACUGGAAGCAUUGAAAGACAUCAAGUCGAAAACACUCCAAUUGGAAAAGAUGAAGCAAAGAAUCUUGCAAGAAGUAGAACAAACUGAACAAGAAGAAAAGUGUUUGCUGGAGUAUAAACAAGAAAUGGAUCUUCUUAUGCAAGAAAAAAUGGCACAUGUCGAAGAAUUACGUCAAAUACAUGCGGAUAUAAAUGCGAUGGAAGCUGUUAUUAAACAAGCAGAAGAAGCUAGAAAUAAAGCAAGAGAGACAGCAAAAUUAAUCCAUAAUAACGAUUAUCAACCUCUAAAACAUGAUAUUGAUCGUAUGCGUAGGGAAUUUUUAGGAUUGGAAAGGUUACCAGAAUUAUAUGAAACAGAAUCUGAUCUCAUUUCACCAGAAUUGUUUGUUCAUAGCUACUUUGACCGUCCAAUGCAAAAAGCAGAAUGGAGGGUCGAAGUAAGGGGAGAAGAUUUAUUACCCCCUCUUACUCUGCACCAUCCUGGUCACCCAGGUGGUUCCACACCUUUCCUUGCUCCUCAACCUCUUCAAGGUCCAAGUAAGCCAGAACCAAGACCAUUGCCACCAGCCCCAGGCCCACCUGCUCCAACAUUCAGGUACCACUGGCAACAACCACCCCCUAUGAAAUCAUGUUUAUCAUGUCACCAACAAAUUCAUAGAAAUGCACCAAUCUGUCCCCUUUGUAAAGCUAAGUCGCGAUCACGUAAUCCCAAGAAGCCAAAGAAAAAAGACUAAUUAUA